Molecule: messenger RNA, 756 nt
Organism: Plasmodium malariae
Lineage: Eukaryota; Apicomplexa; Aconoidasida; Haemosporida; Plasmodiidae
Product: conserved Plasmodium protein, unknown function
Exons: 1
Coding region: 1-756 (251 amino acids)
Source: RefSeq, a predicted model, not a curated record
AUGUAUAUCGUAAUUUUGUCCAUCUUAUUAUUAUGCAUUACAUUUUUCAAUGGACGUACAUUUAAUAACGCGUAUAGCACGUCUAAAGUGAAGGAAAAUGGUAAUACUUUAUACACAGGCUUUCGUACGAAGGAAGAUAAAGAAAAUUAUGUAAACAAUUUAAACAGUUUAAACAAUUUAAAUUCCUAUAAUUUAAUUAAUGCAAAAAAAGAAAAGAAUGCUUUUAAAAUACGAAAAAAUAUGAACAAAUUGUAUAAUGCCUUAUACCCAAGCGAAAUAGAAGAAGAGCAUGAACAAGUAAGAAAUGAGAAUGAUACAUAUGAAAAAGACGAAAACAAAGUUUACAGUGGUAAUUACGAAAAACAUGGACCUCCAUCUGUAGAUAAAAUAAGUGCAGACAAUACAAGUAACAACAAUUUAAAGAAGAAUGAUUUUAAAAGCAGGAAUGUUUUUAAUAAGGAAAUGAAAAGUAAUUUUAUAAUUGACGAGGAUGGACUGGCAGUACACAAUAAGAAUGGGUACAAAGAUAUUGAUUAUGGUGAUAUUAAUAAACAAAGAACUUUUGAUAUAUUUGGUAGCAAUGAAAAAGUGAAGAGUGAAUCUAACUUUGCCAUCGUGAACUAUCUGAAAGACUUUUUUCAAAAUUCUCCUUAUAUAAAAAAUUUCCAAAAUUUUAUAGAAGUUUUUUUCAACAAAUAUGACCAACGUGUACUAGAGUCUACUGUUUUUUUUAAUUUUGAUGAAACAUUAUUUUAG